Molecule: messenger RNA, 2119 nt
Organism: [Torrubiella] hemipterigena
Lineage: Eukaryota; Fungi; Ascomycota; Sordariomycetes; Hypocreales; Clavicipitaceae
Source: the annotation of a GenBank genome assembly
UCCCAUUCAUUAAAAAUGUCCCCUGAACCGUCUGCAUGUUUCAGCGCGUUUUCAACGGCCACCGUGGGCGACCUGUGCGAAUGCCAAGAAACACCAAGAACACCAAGAACCCGUACUCUGUGGUGUGGCUAAAAGGCCAAGGCGAAAUGCGUGCGCUACAAUGGCUCGGCAAGGGGGCUUUGUCACCUCCGGUAAAAUUGAUCUUGGAAGCAGAGCGCAUGUAAAACAGAGCUGUUCCGCUGCCGGUGGCAAGUUCACGUUGCAAUCAAGGCACUCAUUCUUUUACGCCAGACAACAGAAGAUUUCGCCCAUAUACCAGUUGGUGUACUUUCGUUUAGGGCUCUUCUUUGCGCAAACCAGUACUUUUCUCAACUUUGUUUUUCUCAACAACCAUCUGUAUGCUGCAAACUCCUUGGAGAGUAUCAUAAGCUGCAGAUAUGAAGUCCAACGGCGUUUCGCUGUCGCUCCUAGCGUCCCUUUCUGUUGUUGCUGCUGCUGAUCUUCCCAGUAUUGUAGUAAAGGGCAACAAAUUCUUCUACCCCAAUGGAACUCAAUUCUUUAUGAAGGGAGUGGCUUACCAGCAGGAAUUCGGCGCUGCUGGUACCGGAACCACCUCGACCGGCUCCAACUCGUAUAUUGAUCCGCUGGCAAACAAGGCCAACUGCGAACGUGACGUCCCUCUUCUCAAGGAACUCGGAACAAACACCAUUCGCACGUAUGCCAUCGAUCCUACCGCCAAUCAUGACGCUUGCAUGAAGCUCCUCCAGGAUGCGGGCAUCUACGUAGUGGCCGAUCUCAGUGAGCCGAAGCUCUCCAUCAACCGCGAAGAGCCAAAGUGGACGACGGAUCUUCUUGAGCGCUACCAAAAGGUGGUGGAUUCCAUGUCAAAGUAUUCCAACGUUAUUGGAUACUUUGCCGGCAACGAAGUGACCAACAGCAAGAACAACACUGCUGCUUCGGCCUUCGUCAAGGCUGCCGUUCGCGACACGAAGCGCUACAUCAAGGAUAAGCACAACUCUCGCUGGAUUGGCGUCGGGUACGCUUCCAACGAUGACGAAGACAUCCGCACCGACAUCACCAAUUACUUCAACUGCGACAAGACCGAAGACUCGGCCGACUACUGGGGCUACAACAUCUACUCGUGGUGCGGUGAUAAGAGCAGCAUGAAGAUCUCGGGAUACGACAAGCAGGUCGAAUUCUUCAGCAACUACUCCAUCCCCGUCUUCUUUGCCGAGUAUGGCUGCAACGACCCCGGAGGUGCUGAGGCCCGUGUCUUUGAGGAUACAGAGGCUCUGUACUCCUCAGAGAUGACGGGUGUUUUUAGCGGCGGUAUUGUGUACAUGUACUUUCAAGAAGACAACGACUACGGUCUUGUCCAGAUCAAGGACGGCAAAGCCGUCAAGAUGAAGAACUUUGAGGCCCUCAAGAAAAAGAUGGCCAAGGCUAAUCCUCAAGGAACUACCUCGUCCGCCAAGGAAGCAAAGCUGGCCGAGUGUCCUAGCCUAGCUGUCAAUUGGCAAGCAAGCAAGGCACUCCCACCACAGCCCAACAAGGCCCUGUGUGACUGUAUGGUCCGCUCUCGAUCCUGCGUGCCCAAGUCAAACCUCAAAGAAAAGUCAUUCGGAAGCGUCUUUGACUUUAUCUGCAGCAAGAACACCGACUUGUGCGUCGGCAUCAGCGCCAAUGCCACCAGCGGCAUCUACGGCGCAUACAGCAUGUGCGACGACUCGGCCAAGCUCGCCUUUGUCAUGGACGCGUACUACCAGAAGCAGAACAGCGGAGCUUCAUCUUGCGACUUCGAUGGUGCUGCUAAUACCCAGACGGCCACCAACGAGGACAGCUGCGCUGCGUUGUUGAAGUCGGCAAAGGAGGUCAAUGACAAUGCCGCCGCUGGCAAGCCUACCCAGUCUGACAGCAAAAAGAAGGAUAGUGGCGCUAUGGGAAUGACGGUUGGUGGUCCGGCUGCCUGGAUUGCUGCCGCUGUUGCUGUUGUGGCUAUGUCAGCUUAAUUGUGAGGUCUUGAUUGGCUGUAUAUUUAGUUUCUGGUUAGUUCGUUUUAAGGACUAUAAUAGUCUGUAGACCACUCGUUAUUGUAAUUUUUCAAAGAAAUAAAUCAAGC